Molecule: messenger RNA, 6303 nt
Organism: Bolinopsis microptera
Lineage: Eukaryota; Metazoa; Ctenophora; Tentaculata; Lobata; Bolinopsidae
Exons: 31
Coding region: 69-5015 (1648 amino acids)
Molecular function (GO): protein binding
Source: RefSeq, a predicted model, not a curated record
UAACAAAUAAUUUGAGGCUAGGAUUGAUCAAAACAGUAACGACUAUUGACGGUGCACAGCUAUUAGACAUGAAGACCUGGACUUUGGUUUUGCUAUUGAUUGGCGUUACUGAAACAGCACAUUUUUGUUUCCCUAAACAAAUUGAGUGGACCGGAGCAGAGGCGUUCGCUUUUACGAAAGCUGGACCAUUGGACCUUUUUUUCCUUGGGCGUGAAGUUGGUCAACUCCCAGAGAGCGCGGAUGGUCUUAUCUCUAGCAGUCAACCUGCUGAAGUCAUCACCGUGGAUGACGCCCCUAACAAGAUGACAAUUUCAUGGGACUUGCUUAGUUAUGAUCUGACUCUAAAGAAUGAGAUAUCAGUAGUGGAGUCUGAAGUUAUCCACACAGUACACACGUCUGAUGCUGCUGGAGCAGAAGGCCUAGUCAAAUUAACAGCUGCAUUCACUGGUCUAUCUAGUGAUAAUCUUGAGCAGUAUAAGGUUACACUUGAGUGCCGUGCAGCUGUUGAAGACGUCUUUGUGGAGUCAGCCCUUACGUUUGUUUUACCUGAAGACGCUCCGAUUCCACCAGCUACCUUCGAUGUUACGUAUGCCAUUAUCGCUGAUACCACUGGUACUGCCCCAGACACGUUAGCAGUUUAUCUUGGCACCAUCCAACUGACUACUUCCGAUACUAUUUCGGCAGAUUGUACUGCAGCGUUAAAAGCUAAUUCUGCACUUGACGGACGUUUCCUUACCAUAUUUACCGAUCAGGCAUCUGUUCUACCAGCCAAAAUCACAUGGAUGUUCCCGUCCACUUACGACCCUGUAAAAGCGCCGUUUGAAAGGAGUAAUGUCGUGAUUGUGGACAAUAACGAUAUAACUUCCUAUGUUUUGGAUAAGAGAACGAACACCGGCAACGCCGCCGCAAAAAAAGCUUAUAGCUUCGAUACCAAUAAGUGCAUCAACAUUGCCAACUACCAAUAUGCAUCCGAUGCCUCAUCGGGAGAUGAAAAGUGCCCUGCUGAUAGGAGUGGGAUAAACACUAUUGAUUGUUUAAUGCCGGCCCAUGCAGACCCUGUAACAGAGGAAUCCAAGUGCAACCUUAUACAUUGUUGUUGGGUCAGUGACAGUAGCAGAUGUGUUGCAGCUCAAACAUCAAGCUGCAAACUGGAGGGCAACAGUGCAAAGGAUCUUGCAGACAACCCUUUUACCAAAACGAUAAUAGAUGGAAGGGCAAUAGUUCCUGGUAACUACGACUCUUACGACAGAAUAUACUUGGGGCAGGCAGUUACGUUUAAAUGUAAACAAGACUCGAAUCAAAAUACAAUGUAUAUGUUAAGAAAAGACGACAGCCUUACGGACUUUUCAGAUUUUGGGGAUUUCACGAGUGUCAGCUUUAAUUGUAUACAGGACGUUGCUCAAACCACUGAUAUCAUGGCUAUGUAUAACCUCGUAAAAUGUGAAGCCGCGUGUACAAAACCAACCAUUGACGAUACCGUGGUGAUGGAUCUCGAUUUUGAAACAGAGACGUUCUAUCCCGCUGGUACAGAAAUAAACUUGGAAUGCAAACCAGGGUAUGGACGUGAUGAUGGUACCACCGCAUUUGAGGCUAUUAAAUGUAGUGGCGCUGUAACAAAUUACAGUGACAAAAAGUGUUAUCAAUGUGACACAUCUGGAGUGACACUGGAAGCCGACGCAAAGGCAUCCUUUUUGACUGCAACGGCAUUGGUAGGUCAAAAAAUCAACUACCAAUGUGACACUGGAACUUCAUUUGUAGACAAAGUCAAAUCCGAGUUCAGAAACACACAAGAGCUGGAUUGCAUUUAUAGUAGUGGCACUACCAGUGCAACCAUAUCAGGGAUCGGCGACAUCACAGAGUGUAGAGAGGACUGCCCGCUGACGGUGCUUGAAGAUCAUGGAAUAUUGUUCAAAUUUGAUAAUGAAAUUACAACAAUAUUGUCGGUCCCUCAAGACGAAGAAUAUGAACUUGGGUGCGAAAAUGGCGAUUAUCAUUUACCGUAUGGGCAAGAGGAUGAAAUCGAAUGUGAAGAGGUGGACGAUGGAGCAUCACCAAGUGCAAUUGUCGUUCAAUCGUGCCACGCUCCUUGUGAUAUUUCAACCAUCAAGACAGAAUAUAACGUCGAAUACGCUAAGAUCGGUAGCGGGUUUCGGGCUGCCUUAAAUGAAGAGGAGGUUGCGCUGAACACACCACUAUUCCUUAGUGGUUGCAAACAAGGAGUGUUUCUGUUUACCGAGAACGUUGAGGCAAACACCAAAUUCUUUUGUGACGCAUCGAAAUACGACUUUAAUAAUGAUGCUAAAUUCAAAGACCUCAUAAAGUGUUACAACAUGUGCCAAUUACCAGUCAAAAGUGAACUCGACCAGUUCUUCGACUUCCUUAAAGUCGAAGACAAUGGUGGCGAUACUACUUUUGCCGCAUUAGCACCCGAAGCCACUUCCAUACCUCCCAACACAAAGGUGCAAUUCCAAUGUAAAGAUCUAACGAUGACAGUGGAAGGAACUACAGGGAACAUAUUUGAGGCUGAAUGUGGAACAAACGGAGAUGAUAUAGUUUUAAAGAAAUGCUACCCUUCGUGUUCGGUAACUGAGAUUCCCAACCCUAACGCCAACACCAUCGUUAGCGCCGCAGGAAGUCAGACCGGAACCAAAGUUGCCUUGGGUGAACAGGUGGUAAUUACUUGUUCUAGUGACGACUAUGUCAUGGCUUUCGAUGUUACCAAAAGAGCAAUUGGGUCUUAUGCUGAGUGUAAGACAGAUCCUGACGAUAAUACAAAAGUAGAAUUGAUGGAGGCAGGAACACAUGCUGGCAAAGAUUGGUGCCUUGCUGUCCCAAAGUUGGGUGCACCAACAGCGUCAACCGGAUCGUACACCUUUACAGCUUCUGUGGUAUUGCCUUCAGACAGAGAUACAUUUGAUGAUUGGAAGAUAUACGAAGUGCAAGUUGCGGACAGUGCUGGUGAUAUAAUUUGCACCAUUACUACUAUCAACGCAGACUCCGAUACUUACGAUUGCCCGUACACUCUAUCUACUUCUGAUGCUGAUUGGAAAGCCAAAUUAAAACAUGGUUUCUCACUGCAUGUCUAUCAUAUCAUAUAUCCAAGACAAGAAGCAGUUUAUCUGACUAAAAAUGACGUUACCGGAUUUUAUGUUGGACCUCCGCCCUUGGACGCAGGUGACGUCACGAUUAGUGUUGUCGGCGCUAAAACUGUAACUAUGAUUUUCAAAGACACUUUGCCUGCUGAUAUUGGAGAAAUCACUGUAAUCGGCUCAUACGUACCAGUGUAUGCAAUGAAGAUAAGUGAGAAGGAUGGUGAAGAGAAACAAGCUUACGAUGCUAAGAAUAUAGCCGAUCUUGUAAGCCAGACCGAAUACGAUUGGAGCAGUGUCCUAGAGCCUCUCAAGAGCUAUGUUGUUGUGAUAUCUUCCAGCACUGAGAAAGGACCCGGCGGAGAUAUGACCAAAGAAUUCAACACUGGUCACGCUUCUGCGACCAUCACGGACGUUGAAGUUUCCUCAACCGCCCGCGAUGUGACAAUCAAGUUAGCCGAUACCAGUCCAGGAGGCAACACCAAAGUCAAGUAUACUCUGAGUAGCAAGGCCGAAGUUAUUGAAGAGAAAGAUUUUGGUGCUGCUAAGGAAGUUACCAUAUCGUACGAUGAUCUUACUCCACUCACAGAGUACACUUUCACUGUCACGGUCCUGACUGAUGAUGAUACACCCUCCGAGACAGCCACACACUCUUUCACUCAAGGACCAACACUCCCAACACCAAUAGAUUCCUCAAAAAUAGUGUUGACUGACAAUACUGCUACAGUGGAAUUCAUGCCAGAAGAAGGUUUCACUUACCGCUUAAAGGUAUCCAAAAAGGUUGCCGAAGUAUGGACAGUUGUGAUGGAGUAUGUUUACCCUGAGCCGGUUGUACCAGAUGAUACCAGCAGCGAAAGUGAGGAUGAUACCAGCAGCGAAAGUGAGGAUGAUACCAGCAGCGAAAGUGAGGAUGAUACCAGCAGCGAAAGUGAGGAUGAUACCAGCAGCGAAAGUGAGGAUGAUACCAGCAGCGAAAGUGAGGAUGAUACCAGCAGCGAAAGUGAGGAUGAUACCAGCGGCGAAGGUGGGGCUGAUAACCUACCUUCACGAAGAAAGCGUGAUGUUACACCAGUUAUUCAUGAAUUUACAGGUCUAGAAUCAAAUGUUGUCUACAAAAUUUCAAUGACCUCCGAGGGAAAUGUUGGCGAAACGGAGACAGUACUGACAAGUGAUCCUGUUGAAGUUGAAUUUACAACUUAUGCCUGUAGUAAAUCUACUUUGACGGACGCGGGAGUAACCGUGAGUUUGGAAGGUAGCGAACAAGUCGUCUCAGACUUUUUGUCUCCAGAUAGUAACGUGCCUUUCACGCUCACCUGUCCGGGUGACCUUGUUGUUAACAUAGUUGACAGUGUAACUGAACUGCUAGGAAACGCUACCACUACCUCUGUCUUUUGCCUUGCCGCAGGAUGGGGCGAUUACAUUGAAUGUGUGGAGGUUCCAGAUCCAGAUGUAGAGGCCGUGACUGAUGGAUCUAGGACGGGACUGGUUGCCGGAAUAAUCGUAGCUGUCAUCCUCAUUCUCCUUAUAAUCGUCAUCAUCAUACUCCUGGUCGUAAAACGGAGAAGACGAGGUGGCGGUGGAACUGAAAACGGCACUUCACAAAAAUAUUCUCCUCGUGACAACGAGAUAGCUGCUGAUGGAGGGGAAGCUUGGAGGAAUCCGUACUAUCGUGAUACUGACGAAACUGAGAAGAAACAAGAUAAAAAGAUACCAGCCGAUGAAGCUCCUGUAGAUGAGGCUGAACUGACGGACAUAGUCACUGAGAAUCCAUACGCAAAUGCCGAUGAGCAACCCGACAUUCCAGCUAAGGAAGCUAAUGGAGAUAACGUAUCAAUGGGCUCCCAAGAAGCGAAAGUGGAACUCGGUGAUGAGGAAGAAGCCGUGGAAGUAGCUGCUGGUGGUGAAACUGCAGAAGAGAAGGUUUAACAAGACACAACUAGAGUAGAGACUUAGUCAGCCUUCGAGGAGAGCGAACCUCUCAUCGAAAUAAGUUAUCGAUUGCCGUCAGACAUCUGCACUGCGCUACAAUCCUUGGUGAUCUGAUUUCACAUGGGCGUCUAUUGACAAACUGUCAACUAGACAGUAUCUGCAUAAAAUACUGGAUACAGUACAUUCGUUGGUAAAACUCUGGAUCUUUGUUAUGUUCCCUAGGUGGAAUCCGUAGAUCUGAUUGUCUUGAUUUAUUUGGACGAUUUACUGUCGAGUGUUUUAUCCGCUCAGACUGCAUUUUCAGUGACAAAACUUGGUUUAUUUUUAGAAUUUUUAGAUCCUUUAUGGCCUUGAAGUUUGAAUUGUGUGAUGGGUUUUUUGACUACUGUGUAUUAAAUUAUAAGAUUUGUGAGAUGUUAUUGGAAUCAGAUAUGUUUAUAUUAAAAGUUCAGUAAAGCAGUCUUUCCAAGUUAUUUUUUAAUGUAUAUAGUAGAGCUAAUCGAGGGUCUGCUUACGGUUACAAUUUUUGAUUAAAUUAUAGGUGAUAUUAAGGUUCGAAUUUUGGAAGAAUUUUUCUCCUGUUCUACCUAAAUUUUGCAGCAGUGUUGGUAAAAUGACUACAGAUAUGAUAUAUCGAGUUCAAUCUUGCGGAUAAUUGGUUUACAGAUUGCGUUUCUAAUUAAAAUUUUAUUUUUAUUUUUUUCUAACCGGCAUGACGAAUAACUCAACUAAAAUAUCUACCUCUGAAGUGUUGAAUCUUGUUUUAAUGCUGUACUUUCUCACAAUGGUCAGAAAUUCAGAGUUUUAAUUUUACUUUCAGUCCAAAUCUGAUAUGUAGUAUUUUAUGAUUUUAGGAAUAAGAAAAGUAUACGAAUUUAUUAUUAUUUAUGUUCUGCAGAGUUUUCUGUGGGCACGAAUCUGAUCUGUUUACUGAAAAAUGUAUCAAUUAACGGAAUUUAUGUCCACUUGUUAUUAAAUUCUGGAAAAAUUAUGUAGUUUUACCUAUAUUAUGAAAUAUAUUAUCAACGUUCAGGUUCUUGGGUUAAUUAUCCUUUAUUUUGAACAUAUUCACUGCUAAAGAGCUUUGUAAUGGAAUAACUGUAAGUAGCAUGAUGGAUAUGCCGGUGGAAGAUUUAAUUGUUGUACGUUUUCAGAUUGGUUAGACAUUGUUGAUAUUCAGCAAUAUGUUUAAAGUUGGAUAUGUACUCUGCUUAAUUGAUUAAGAGCUUGAUACAUUAUAUGAUAACCACAUGGAUCGCUUAUAUCCCCUUUCUCUUAUUCUAAA